Molecule: messenger RNA, 2199 nt
Organism: Alosa alosa (allis shad)
Lineage: Eukaryota; Metazoa; Chordata; Actinopteri; Clupeiformes; Clupeidae
Gene: bada
Product: BCL2 associated agonist of cell death a
Exons: 4
Coding region: 410-862 (150 amino acids)
Biological process (GO): apoptotic process
Cellular component (GO): mitochondrion
Source: RefSeq, a predicted model, not a curated record
GCAACGCUAGACAACAACAAUACCAAGGCUGACAUGAGCUCAUAUUCGCGGUAGCUCGAGGUGCCAGGACAUUUGAUUGUGCGAAUAAGCACUAAUAAUCGAUUUUAUUGCGAAGACAAUCAUUUAAAGUCGAUGUUUCUUGCCAGGACCAACUCAGGACGCAAUUAUGAGUGGCUAGUGGGUUUAUUUAAUCCAAAAUGAGAGUUAAAGCAAUUAGCUAUCGUCGCUACUAUUGUUGUUGAUUGCGGGGUGUGUCAAUUACCAUGAGGCAAUCAAUAUCGAUCUUGACCCUCGAUAAUUUAAGGUAGACAAGAACAAGGGAAGUUGAACAACGCUGACUAAACAACCUGAGGUUUCGACACCUUCAGUCCAUUGUCCAGGAUUUUAUCCGGACACAAGAGGUUUCACCAUGGAAAAUAACACCGGUUCCAGCACCGACCCGGCAAAUCUGGAUGAGAGCGCGCUUCCUGCAGAGACCGAGAAAGAAACAGAUCUGAAUUUCCCUCAAGACAGUGAACCAAAAACCAUAAAAUCAGUCGGAGGUCGCGUGCGGUUGUACUCCGAGUCUCAGGUGUACACCAUCAGCCGCUGCGAAGAGUCCGAGGCCGCCGACGGAGGCGUGUCCUCGGAGGAGGGCAUGGGCGACGGCGCGCCGUUCCGUGGGAGGUCCCAGUCGGCGCCCGCCGCUCUCUGGGCCGCCAAGCACUACGGACGCCAGCUCCGCCGGAUGAGCGACGAGUUCGACACCUGGCUGGACCGAGGGGAGCAGAAGCGGGCAGGUAUGUCCGGCGCCCCCCGGCAGGGCCUGCGUGGGUGGUUCUCGUUCCUCUGGAGUCCGAGAGAGGAGGAGGGCAGAGACUGAAGCGCCCGCUGGCCGUCCCCUCCCAUCACCCUCCCGCUGAUCCCUCCAUCACAUCGUCUCAUCGUCUCUAACCAGCUACACACGCUGUCCAGACUCCGGCCACGAUGCCUUUUCUUACCUGUGUACAACACACACACACACACACACACACACCUCCUGGGAGGCUUGGAGCUGGGAGUCUGAAGACUAAAGGGGAAACGUUAAUAUCUUGCAAUAAUUGGUGGAUAAGUGUAUUUUGCAGAACCGAUAACUGUUAGUUUAAUCUGACAAUCUCCAAAGUGACAAUCUCUCUCUACAAAAAUAGAUGACAAUUCACAGAUAUUUAAAAAUUAUUUAUCAAUAUUUACAAUUUAUAGUGUAAAAUAUUUCUACCAUAAGUGUUAUUUUGUUCAAUGUCCUUUUCUAGUAUAAUAUAUAGACAUGUAUCACAAAAUGUGUGCGUACAAUCAAAGGUUAGAUAAUCUCCUGACACAACCCAAAUAACUGCUGACGAGAAGCCGAGACACAACCAGGACUGAUAACGAGGACUGAUUCUUCAGAGGAUAAUGAUGUAGUCGCCCUUACCUGGCUCAGGAUUUAUGUUUGCUCACCUUUGCCAUUGUGAACUACCUGUAGUUGGACUUUACCUGUGCGCAUGUGUGUAUGCCGCUUUAAAUGCGUACAGAUUGCCUGCGCUCCACUUGCGGAAGACUGCGCACCUCAACUGGAAUGACUUGUUUAUGUGCAUUUCCAUUAUUUAAAUAUUUAUGGCAAAAAAUACAUUAAUGUUAUUGCUGUUUGUUUGUUUGUUUUAAGUUGUAAACAUUUCAUGUGUGCAUAUUGGUGGGACACUUUGUUGUUGUACAGGAUACCUGUAGACCCCCCUGAGUGUGUAAUGAUGAGGUCACCUGAAGCCCCUUCACUUUGCCUGCCACACUUCGCCUGCUGAGUACAGCACACUCAGACUGUGCCUCCCAGACCACUGCUGACCAAGGCCGCCUGCACGGGACAGGCCUGUGGGCUGAUCUGGCCCUGAUCCGGCUGGGAUGUGGCCCACAUGAGGGCCAGGUCUGGCCCACAGUCCACUGCCAAAUUAGACAGUCACCUGAGGUGGGAAAGGGCUUCUGGAGGUAGUCUCUCAGUGAUCAGCCAGACUGCUGGUGUUCUACUUGAAAUGUACCUGAACUAUUUAAAAUGCUGGUUUUUACCACUCUUUAUAGACAUUUGUAAUUUCAUACAAAAUGUUUUUACUCAUUUUUAUGUUUUUACUCAUUUUUUUUAUUUUCUAUGUAAGUACUGAUCUGUAUUUGUAUUUCUUUUAUACCAUUUGGUCAAAUAAAUGAAUUUCAUGGACUGCA